Oncorhynchus masou masou (cherry salmon) is the source of this 5367-nucleotide messenger RNA. Its product is annotated as proteoglycan 4-like. The transcript is spliced from 14 exons. Lineage: Eukaryota; Metazoa; Chordata; Actinopteri; Salmoniformes; Salmonidae. The record is from RefSeq and is a predicted model, not a curated record. Bases 52 to 4671 code for a protein of 1539 amino acids.
AGCAAGGUGAGUUGACUGGAGUUGACUUGUGUGAAGUUGAGACUGAAACUCAUGAUGACUGCAUCAUCGCUGCUGGCUGCCCUCGUGGUGGUGACCUGCGCUGCUCUUUUGCCAUUCUCUGCUGCUCAAGCCAGUUGCAGUGGUCGAUGUGGUGACCCGUUCGCUCGUGGUCAGCCCUGCCAGUGUGACGCCAGCUGCCUCACUCACGACAGGUGCUGCAAGGACUUUGAGGCUCUCUGCACUUUCGGUGAGUCGUGCAGUGGUAGGUGUGGUGAAUCGUUCAGACGAGGCAGGCUUUGUGAGUGUGACCCAGGCUGUGUCCGCUACGACACCUGUUGCCGUGACUACCAGAACUACUGUGAUGCCACUACACCUCCACCACCAACUCAGAGGAUCAAGCCCGAUGCCAAGAAAAAGGCAACAGUGCUUCCCAAGAACAAAUCCAUCAGCGAGACAGAAUUGAUGAGUCUCAAACCUACCAAGAAACCUUCAAACAGCGAGAGUGAGGAAAGCAGCCAAGAACAGAGCCAGACCAUAUACCCUUCUCCAUCCGACCUCUUCCCUGAGACUCAGGACUAUGAUACCAACGGCCCUUUCCCUGGAUCAAGCAGCCCAAAGAGCCAGAGUGACUAUUCUCGUUUCUCUGAGGACCCAGCUUCCCCUUUGAGCCCUGACUUCUACCCUCUGACUGACAGCUUCAAUGUUCCCAGCUCCACCGCACCAGAUACUGUCACGGAUGCUCUGAGUGAUUCAGCCACCAGUCUCUUGGAGGGCAUCUCCCUCCUCCUCCCUACACACAUGGCCACCACUCCCUUGGCCCUGCCUUCCUUAACUGGUCAGUUACCUGGAUCUGCUAACUUCCCAUCCACUGGCUUGCCUAUGCCCAGCCAGGGUGGAGCCUCAGCAGGUAACGCUGGCCCCCUGGCCCUGUUGUCUGGACCUCCCCUGCUCCCUACUCUGGCAGAUAUCGCCAAGGCCUUGGGACUAAAGAACCCCAUCACUCUGGCAGACAUAGCCAAGGCCAUGGGCCUCAACACUCCCAAUGACCCAAUCACUUUGGCAAACAUAGCCAAGGCCUUGGGGUUCAACAACCCCAAUGAUCCAAAACCUCCCCAAAACCCCAAGAACUCCAUCCUUCUGGCAGACAUAGCCAAAGCCAUGGGGCUUAACUCCCCCAAUGACCCAAUCACUUUGGCAAACAUAGCCAAGGCCUUGGGGUUCAAGAGCCCCAAUGACCCUAAACCCCAGCAAAACCCCAGCUCUCUGGCAGAAAUAGCCAAGGCCUUGGGGCUCAACUCCCCCAAGGACCCCAUCACAUUGGCAAACAUAGCGAAGGCCUUGGGGUUCAACAACUCCAAUGACCCUAAACCUCCCCAAAACCCCAACAACCCCAUAACUCUGGUAGACAUAGCCAAGGCCUUGGGGCUCAAUAGCCCCAAUGACCCCAUCACUUUGGCAAACAUAGCCAAGGCCUUGGGAUUCAAUGACCCCAACGCUCCUAAACCCCCCCAAUACCCCAGCUCUCUGGCAGACAUAGCCAAGGCAUUAGGGUACAACAACAUCGACCCCAUUACUUUGGCAGACAUAGCCAAGGCCUUAGGGCUCAAAAACCUCAAAGACCCCAUUACUUUGGCAAACAUAGCCAAGGCCUUGGGGCUCAAAGACCCCAGCACUCUAGCAGACAUAGCCAAGGCCUUAGGGUUCAACAACCCCAAUGACCCCAAACCCCCCCAAAACCCCAGCUAUCUGUCAGACAUAGCUAAGGCCUUAGGGCUCAACAGCCCCAACGACCCAAUCACUUUGGCAAACAUAGCCUGGGUCUUGGGGCUGAACGACCCCAACAAACCCAUCACUCUGGCAGACAUAGCCAAGGCCUUGGGGCUCAAUGCCUCCAGCAAAUUGCCAGACAUAGCCAAGGCCUUGGGGGUCAAGAACCCCAACAAACCCAUCACUCUGGAAGACAUAGCCAAGAUCUUGGGAUUCAAAAACCUCAAAGAUCCAAACACUCUCCAAAAUCCCAACACUCUGGCAGAUGUAGCCACGGCCUUGGGGCUCAGUGACCCCAAUAAACCCAUCACCUUGGCAGACAUAGCCACGGCUUUGGGACUUAAUGACCCCAGCACUCUGGCAGACAUAGCCAAGGCCUUGGGGGUCAACAACCCCAACGACCCUAAAAGAACUAACACUCUGGAAGACAUAGCCAAGGCCUUGGGGCUCAACGACCCCAACAAACCCCUCACUCUGGCAGACAUAGCCAAGGCCUUGGGGGUCAACAACCCCAAUGACCCUAAACCCCUCCAAAACCCCAACAAACCUAUCACUCUGGCAGACAUAGCCAAGGCCUUAGGGCUCAAAAACCCUGACAACCUCUUUGCCCUGGCUGACAUAGCCAGGGCCUUAGGGCUCAAAUCCCCCAAAGACCCCAUCUCUUUAGCAAGCAUAGCCAAGGCCUUGGGGCUCAAAGACCCCAGCACUCUUGCAGACAUAGCCACGGCCUUAGGGUUCAACAACCCCAAAGACCUUAACCCCCCCCAGAACCCCAGCUAUCUGGCAGACAUAGCUAAGGCCUUAGGGCUCAACAGCCCCAAUGGCCCAAUUACUUUGGCAAACAUAGCCAGGGCCUUGGGGCUGAACGACCCCAACAAACCAAUUACUCUGGCAGACAUAGCCAAGGCUUUGGGUCUCAAUGACUCCAGCACUUUGGCAGACAUAGCCAAGCCCCUGGGGGUCAAGAACCCCAACAAACCCAUCACUCUGGCAGAUAUAGCCAAGGUUUUGGGAUUCAAAAACCCCAACGACCCUAAAACCCCCGGAAACCCCAACACUCUUGCAGAUGUAGCCACGGCCUUGGGGCUCAGUGACCCCAAUAAACCCAUCACUCUGGCAGACAUAGCCACGGCUUUGGGACUUAAUGACCCCAGCACUUUGGCAGACAUAGCCAAGGCCUUGGGGGUCAACAACCCCGACGACCCUAAAAGAACCAACACUCUGGAAGACAUAGCCAAGGCCUUGGGGCUCAACGACCCCAACAAACCCAUCACUCUGGCAGACAUAGCCAAGGCCUUGGGGGUCAACAACCCCAAUGACCCUAAACCCCUCCAAAACCCCAACAAACCUAUCACUCUGGCAAACAUAGCCAAGGCCUUAGGGCUCAAAAAACCCAACAACCUCUUUACCCUGGCUGACAUAGCCAAGGCCUUAGGGCUCAAAACCCCCAAAGACCCCAUCUCUUUAGCAAACAUAGCCAAGGCCUUGGGGAUCAAAGACCCCAGCACUCUGACAGACAUAGCCAAGGCCUUAGGGUUCAACAACCCCAAAGACCUUAACCUCCACCAGAACCCCAGCUAUCUGGCAGACAUAGCUAAGGCCUUAGGGCUCAACAGCCCCAAUGACCGAAUUACUUUGGCAAACAUAGCCAGGGUCUUGGGGCUGAACGACCCCAACAAGCCAAUUACUCUGGCAGACAUAGCCAAGGCUUUGGGUCUCAAUGAUCCCAGCACUUUGGCAGACAUAGCCAAGCCCUUGGGGGUCAAGAACCCCAACAAACCCAUCACUCUGGCAGAUAUAGCCAAGGUUUUGGGUUUCAAAAACCCCAACGACCCUAAAACCCCCGGAAACCCCAACACUCUUGCAGACGUAGCCACGGCCUUGGGGCUCAACGACCCCUACAAACCUAUCACUCUGGCAGACAUAGCCACAGCUUUGGGAUUCAAUGACCCCAGCACUCUGGCAGACAUGGCCAAGGCCUUGGGGGUCAACAACCUCAAUGACCCUAAAAGACCCAACAACCCCAACACUCUGGCGGACAUAGCCAAGGCCUUGGGGCUCAACGACCCCAACAAACCCAUCACUCUGGCAGACAUAACCAAGGCUUUGGGAAUCAAAGACCCCAGCACUACGGCAGCAAUAACCAAGUCCUCGGCCUACAACAACCCCAACACAGGUCUACCAGAUGCCGACAGUAACCCAGACCUCUGCAGUGACCUGCCCCUCAACGGAUUGACCACUCUGCCCAACGGAACAAUUCUCAUCUUCAAGGGUCAUUUCUUCUGGACCAUAGAUCCCAUCACCAAGGACCAUGGGCCAGCUCACAACAUCAGAGAGGAGCUGGGCAUCCCCUCUCCCAUCGACAGUGCCUUCACCCGCACCAACUGCCAGGGAAAGAGCUACAUCAUCAAGGGUGAUGACUACUGGAGUAUGGACAAUGGCAACAUGGAGCCUGGUUACCCCAAAUCUGUUGCCUCUGGUUUUCAUGGUCUGACUGGCACCAUCACUGCAGCCCUGCCUGUGCCUGCUACCAGGAGGAGGCCUGAGUCUGUCUACUUCUUCAAGAAAGGAGGCACCAUGCAGAAAUACUCGUACCAUGCUGGAAGUAGCACUGUCUGUGGCAAGAAAUCCAAGCCCAGCGCAAAGAAACGCCCCGCUCGCCAAACAGAGAUGAGUCUGGGAGGCGAGAUCAACAUCAAGCUGGCUCUGAAAGGCUUUCCCUCCUCAGUGACCUCAGCGGUGUCUGUCCCCAGCCCCAAGAAGGCCGAUGGAUACGACUACUUCCUCUUCGCUGGACCUCUGUACUUCAACAUCAAGAUCUCUGGGGAUCUGCCUGCUCUGGCCAAACCAGACAAUGCUGAUCCCCGCCAAAACUCCAUCAAGAAGUGGCUCAAGUGUAUCUAGAGCAUUCCCUAUGGAUGGACCAACAAUGCACAGAGCACACCUAUGGCAACCAUUUUCUUUUUUUUCCAUAUUAGGAAAACAAAAGCAUCAGAACAAUUCUUAUUCUUGAAAAGAAAUUAAUAAAAUGUACACUUUUAAAGCACAUGGUAUCUGCUGAUACAAAAUUGGGAAGAAAGAAUCUAACCAUUGCUCUCUCUCUCUUACGAUCACAAAUCUGUAGGACUUUUUUUAUUAGACUAACACACUAUGAUUGAGACUUGGGAGUAAGGAAAUGGAGCAGUCCAUGAUGACAUCAUUAGCGGGGUAGGUUUCCUCUACCAAAAGGGAGUCUUCAAGCCCAUACCUUGAAUGGAAGGGGUGAGAAGAGAAGAGCCAUUAGACAUCAUCCAAAAUUGCCACUUCAAGAAGUUUAUAACUCUCAAUUGUGUUUCUUAAGCUCGGCUCACUAGAGCUUCUUUGAAUGUUGUUUUGAUGUGCAUUGAAAUAGCUACCUCUCUGAACUCAAACAUCAGCUAAAACGUUUGACAAGACAUCACGUUAAGACCACACCAGGGGGGCUUAAAUAUCUCUUGCAUGACCGCAACCCUGCUCCAACCAUCCUUGUGUCACAUGUAAUCCGACAUGCCAAACAAAAGUAUACAAUGUGUCCUUUGUGUCGCUUACUUUCUCUGGCUUUAUCAGACUAAUAAAAAAAAA